GUACACUUUACAAAUUUCUAAAUAAAUUUAUAUGAAUAUAUUAGAAGUUCUCAAAACGGGUUCGAUAAUGGAUAGAGAUGUAGCUAACUACUCAGUUGAAGGUAGAAUUGGUGAAGGUGCCCACGGUCUUGUGUUCAAAGCAAGACAUAUACCUACAGGGCGCGAAGUCGCGUUAAAAAAGAUUUUAAUAAAAAACCUAGAAGAUGGUAUACCUAUAAAUGUUAUGCGUGAAAUUAAAGCUCUACAACUACUGCGAUGUAAAUAUAUAAUAAAAUUAUACGAAAUGUUUCCAAGGGGUAUGAGUUUGGUCUUAGUACUUGAGUAUAUGUGCUCAGGUCUAUGGGAGAUGUUGCAUCACAACCAACAGGAACUAACAGUUCCGCGCGUAAAAACAUACUCACAGAUGUUGCUUAAAGGGACGCGAUAUAUGCAUGCACAUUAUGUUAUGCAUAGGGACUUGAAGCCUGCGAACUUGCUUAUAAAUCACGAAGGUAUUUUGAAGAUAGCGGAUCUUGGACUAGCUCGAUUGUACUGGCCUGAUGGAGGAAGACCGUACUCACAUCAAGUAGCUACACGAUGGUACCGUGCUCCGGAGCUAUUGUACGGUGCUAGAUUCUACAGUGAAAAGAUUGAUUUGUGGUCUGUUGGCUGUAUUAUAGCAGAGAUGAUUACGAAGAAACCACUUUUUGCGGGAGAAUCUGACAUUGAACAGCUGGCGAUAGUACUCCAACACUUAGGUACCCCGACUGAGGAAACAUGGCCUGGACAUUCCAAGCUACCUGAUUACCAUAAAAUCACCUUCCCGGACUCCACGCCAACGCCCUGGUCUGAUCUCCUACCUGGCGUCGAAUCUGAAGCAAUCGAUCUUAUCAAAUCAUUCGUAUUGUAUAAUGCCGAUAGAAGAAUAUCCGCUAAAGAGGUUAGUACGAAUCUCUGA
Papilio xuthus (Asian swallowtail) is the source of this 937-nucleotide messenger RNA. RefSeq names its product cyclin-dependent kinase 20. Gene Ontology annotation, molecular function: protein serine/threonine kinase activity; ATP binding. The transcript is spliced from 5 exons. Gene Ontology annotation, biological process: protein phosphorylation. The record is from RefSeq and is a predicted model, not a curated record. Lineage: Eukaryota; Metazoa; Arthropoda; Insecta; Lepidoptera; Papilionidae. The coding region runs from base 32 to 937 and encodes 301 amino acids. Gene Ontology annotation, cellular component: nucleus.